AUGGCAGACGCGACGGGCGAGGAUGAUCGCGAGCGCCUCAAGUCGGCGCUGUGGUUCGCCGUCGGCCAGAUUGUCGACGAGGAGUCGAUGCGGCGCGGGCUCAACGCCACGCCCCAGUUCAUCGGUGCGCUGACGGAGCUGGUCUGGACUCAAAUCGAGAACGUGGCCACGGACCUCGAGAGCUUCAGCAGCCACGCCGGCCGCGCCACCGUCACCACGGCCGACGUGCUGCUGCUCGCGCGCAAGAACCCGGACCUGCAGCAGCUGAUGGGCGCCUUUGUCGACGAGCGCAAGACGGCCGCCGGGGGCAAGGCCGAGGCGCGCAGGGCCUGA
This is a messenger RNA of Hirsutella rhossiliensis, 333 nucleotides long. Its product is annotated as CENP-S protein. Lineage: Eukaryota; Fungi; Ascomycota; Sordariomycetes; Hypocreales; Ophiocordycipitaceae. Gene Ontology annotation, cellular component: FANCM-MHF complex; Fanconi anaemia nuclear complex. The record is from RefSeq and is a predicted model, not a curated record. Gene Ontology annotation, molecular function: chromatin binding; protein heterodimerization activity. Bases 1 to 333 code for a protein of 110 amino acids. Gene Ontology annotation, biological process: resolution of meiotic recombination intermediates; replication fork processing. The transcript has 3 exons.